Messenger RNA from Helicoverpa zea (corn earworm), 1001 nucleotides. RefSeq lists its product as uncharacterized. The record is from RefSeq and is a predicted model, not a curated record. NCBI's taxonomy places the organism in Eukaryota, Metazoa, Arthropoda, Insecta, Lepidoptera, Noctuidae. Bases 205 to 519 code for a protein of 104 amino acids. The transcript has 2 exons.
AUAAAAGCGGCAUAUAAAAGAAUUUAAAUAACCAAUUCAGGCACACAGCUCAGGCAUGGUACAAUCUGAGCCAUUUAAGAGCACUAUAAUGCUGUGCACAAGGCCGAUUCAGAGUCUAUUUAGUCCUCCUGAACAAUAAAGGUAAACUAACAUUUAACAAAUUGGUCCAGUUCACGUCAAAAUUAACAAGUGUCAGCUGUCAAGAUGGCUAUGGAACACAAGUGUUACUGCAGAGGCGAUGAGGGCAAUAACAUCGACCUCAACAAGCCUGAACACUUACUGCCUAUGAUGAGGCCUUUCUCUAUGAGGCUCACCAACUUGGAAACCGUACUAAAAAACAUGUUCACAUGCGGAUUACUUGGUGAAUACUUGCACUAUGGAACCGGAGGCCUGCUGGUUGGACUGUGGAGGGAGACUAAGGAUAUGCACGAUAUUGUACACGAGUGGAUACCACGGCAUUUGAACCGAUACAUCUCGCAGGGUUAUCGGUUAGUUUUGCGCAAUUACUUGAGACAGUAGGACCCUUGUCGAGAUAGUAUUUUAGCCAUAUUGCAGUCCAUUUUUUUCUGAUUUACAAGCUAUCUAAUAUCUGAAUACUGUAUGGUAGAUUUCUACGUACUGUUAAGUAUCUAGAAGAAGCUUCUAGAAUGCCGGAAUCAAAACUUAAUAUUUGUCUACAUUUUGAUUAUUAUUCUUCUUCAAGAACUACCGUGAGAUUUUUCAACAUUAAAAUAAGCAACCUUGAAUUUUAAGCAGAAAGAAAUUCAAGAUUCCAACUUGAAGUGACUGUUUUAUCACAUUGUAAAAGACGAUAAUUCCACGACGUACCAAAAAAGUCAUUCUGUUAGAAGCUGAUGGAUUUUGUUUUUAUAUUCAUGAAUUCGGGGCAGUUCAUUUGGAAACUAAUUUAAUAUCGAACUUUAGUCGCCCUUCCACGGUCGAUAUCCAUGGUAUCUUGUAUAAUGAAUAGUUUUUUCAACUCAGUAAACUACCUAGUUGAU